Rosa rugosa (rugosa rose) is the source of this 1279-nucleotide messenger RNA. Its product is annotated as alpha N-terminal protein methyltransferase 1. Gene Ontology annotation, cellular component: cytoplasm. Lineage: Eukaryota; Viridiplantae; Streptophyta; Magnoliopsida; Rosales; Rosaceae. Gene Ontology annotation, biological process: N-terminal protein amino acid methylation. Gene Ontology annotation, molecular function: methyltransferase activity. The record is from RefSeq and is a predicted model, not a curated record. The transcript is spliced from 8 exons. Bases 126 to 1064 code for a protein of 312 amino acids.
CUUCUCAAAGCUCAAAGCUUUUCUCUUUUUUCUUGCUCAGCUACACCCUAAUAUUUACCCAACACGCCACGUGGACUAUAAAUGAGGUCGUCGUCCUCGUCCUAAAAAAAAAAAUUAGGGUUUUCAUGCUUUUAUACUCAGAGCUACUAUUAACAAAAGGCUUCACCUUUUUUGGGGCCAAAGACUUCACCUUUAACAAAACCCAGAAAAACCCAGCUAGGAUUUCGAUGCAGAAAGGUGGGUUGGACUCCGAUGGCCGGGAAUUCAAGACCGCCGAGGAGAUGUGGAGGGAGCAGGUCGGAGAUGAGAGCAAGAAGACGGAUUGGUACCGUGAAGGCGUUGGCUACUGGGAAGGUGUGGAGGCUUCGAAUGAUGGAGUGUUGGGUGGAUUUGGGCAUGUGAGUGAGACUGACAUAAGGGAUAGUGAAGCUUUUCUUAAUGGGAUUAUAUCUGAGGUUUUGCCCAAUGCUGCUAAUGGCCAACGCCACCUUGUUGCUCUUGAUUGUGGUUCUGGCAUUGGGAGGAUCACAAAAAAUCUUCUCAUAAGAUACUUCAAUGAGGUUGAUCUUCUGGAGCCUGUGUCACAUUUUUUAGAAACUGCUCGGGAGAGUUUGGCUCCUGAAAAUCAGAUGGUCUCUGAUAUGCACAAAGCCACUAAUUUUUUCUGCGUGCCUCUUCAGGAAUUCACACCAGAAGCAGGAAGAUAUGAUAUUAUAUGGGUUCAGUGGUGUAUUGGGCAUCUCACAGAUGAUGACUUUGUGUCAUUCUUUACAAGAGCAAAGGUUGGAUUAAAACCAGGUGGUUUAUUUGUCCUUAAGGAAAAUAUCGCUAGAACCGGAGGAUUCGUGUUAGACAAAGAAGAUCGGAGCAUCACGAGGUCUGAUUCGUACUUUAAGGAGCUCUUCCGUCAGUGUGGACUUCAUCUUUACAAAAUAAAGGAUCAAAAGGGAUGGCCUCAGGAAUUGUUUGCAGUGAAAAUGUAUGCAUUAACCACCGAAUUACCUAAGAAGGUCCAUCAGACUAGAUCUAAGGUGCAAGCCAAUAUACCAGCAAUCAUCAAGUGAGGAGUUUCCUCUUUGACUUGCUAAUGAUUAUAAUUUCCUUGCCAGAUAUUGUAACAUGCCAUUAUUUUUUGCACCUGCAUGUGCUACCUUAAGUAUGUAAGAACCAGAUUGUAUUCAGCUACAAAUUCUGUACUUUAUGUGCUUGAUGAUGUACAUUGUUUCUUUUUUAUUGUAUAUAACGUACUAGUAGUGAUGCGAUUAUAUGUCCUCCCUUA